Plodia interpunctella (Indianmeal moth) is the source of this 3262-nucleotide messenger RNA. It is a transcript of the gene Pdzd8, whose product is annotated as PDZ domain containing 8. Gene Ontology annotation, biological process: mitochondrial calcium ion homeostasis. Lineage: Eukaryota; Metazoa; Arthropoda; Insecta; Lepidoptera; Pyralidae. Gene Ontology annotation, molecular function: lipid binding; protein binding. Bases 326 to 3040 code for a protein of 904 amino acids. The transcript is spliced from 15 exons. The record is from RefSeq and is a predicted model, not a curated record. Gene Ontology annotation, cellular component: mitochondria-associated endoplasmic reticulum membrane contact site.
UAUGGGCCUUUCUAAUAAGCGUCGUGAACUUUGGUCCAAUUGGCGAAUGGAGGCGCAUGCUCAGACUCAACCCUGGAGGCCCUAUCAAAAUAAUACCAACCAAAGUGUCAGUGAUGUAAAAGACGCGACACGCCGCCGGUCACCGGCGAGCGUCCUACAAUGAUUUUCAACAUCACAAAUCUACCCCUCUUUAUUAAAACAUAGUUAUAUAUUAAUCACAAUUUAAUAAUUAAUAGAUUAAUAUUUUCAUGUCAAUUGUUGUUGUGUAUUGUUGUUUGUAAGACUUUGUUGUUUCGGUGUCUACUUAAAUCUGUUAAGCUGCACCAUGCCGGACUGGACGUGGCUGCUGAUGGCGGCUCUGCUCGGCGCGGCGUCUGCUCUGGUCUUGCCGCUAGCUUUGUUGUUCUACUUCGUGAGACCAUUCGAAAAGAAGACGACGGUGGAAGAUCAGAGCUUCUUGCCAGUUACGCUGCCACCGGAGAUUUUGAACGAACUAACACGAGGAGCCGGCUGCACGCCAGAGGGCGCCCUCAACGCGAUGCUGCAGUUCAUAUUCCAACAAAGUACUGCAGACACCCGCUGGCUUCGGAGAAGGAUGGCUACGGAACUAGCCGAGCUGCUGGCCAAGACUUCAUCGGGAAAGAUCUUCGAAUCUCUAACGCUCCGUUCCUUGGAAGUAGGCACGGAGUUCCCCACCAUCACCAACAUCAGACUCCUCAACGGCGAGAUGGAAGACGACGGCGCCAGACUGCGGUCACUCGACCUGAACUUCGAUAUAGCAUACGAUGGCAACUUCAGGAUUGACGUCGAUGCCGUCAUGCUGCUAGGGAAGAUCGCUAAUAUAUCUAUCACUGUGGAAAGCAUCAGCGGGAACGUACGCGUGAUGUUUCGGCGCACGCCGUACACUCACUGGGCGCUCGCAUUCGAGAGCCAGCCCAAGCUGGAGCUGAGGGUCCGCGGACGCUUCCAGGGCAGGCAGCUGAAGCCCAGGCUGGCGUCACUGGUGGCUGCCCAUAUCAGGCGGGCAGUCGCACAGAGGCACACCCUACCGAAUUAUAAAAUAAGAUACAAGCCAUUCUUCCCGAAAUCAGAGCCAGGUAGUGCUGAGACGGAAGACGGACCGACUCCUCAAGGUCGUCUGACAGUCAGGCUGGUGGAAGUGACACGUCUGCAGUGGUCGGGAGGGAAUGGCACUGUUCGAGCUGCCUUGGCUGUGGACUCGCAUGGAUGGGUAUCUCUUCGUCGUGGUGUCCUAGUCCUAGACAUAGUAUUGGCAGCAGUAUCAGGGCCACUCGGACUGGUCUGCUGUCAAGGAGUGGGAAUAGUUCUGGUAGAUACAGUGGUACCGAUGUCUCCCGCUUAUAGAGCUGAUCUUAGAAGAGACGACGUUGUACUAGCUAUUGAUAACAAACCAGUGAAUAAUGUAGCUCAGGUAGGAAAGCUGCUGAAAUGUGUUGAACGUCGAUCAGUAACAGUACGAGUACGACGUGGCGGCACCAUUUGUGGGGGAGUCAGGAGAGAAGAGGGACUGACUGUGGGGGCGGGGGCGGGGGACACCAAGCGUGGGAUGAGGACCAAUUUUACCUUCAGAAGAGUAUCAGAGGUCAUGGAGGGAGUAAGGCUUCAGGGCAUGCGAGCUACUACAUCUAAAGCCAAUAUGCAAGAAUCAGAUUCCCCUUCAAGAACUUCAGAAACACAGAACGAGAUUGAAUCUCAACCAAAACAAAAGGCAGAACCCGUUCGACAACUCUCCAAGGGUCCCGAGCCUGGACCUGGGAACUUUGGCUUGAGAAAACGCAGAUGUUCAGUAGAAAACAAGUCUUCCGAUAGCUCUGCUGGUAGCACACCACCUGCUUCUGGCGCAAGCACACCUCUCAGACAAGCUAAUGUAGUGAACAAAACUGUUAAACAUCCAGAUAUCCCCAUAAUAAGGACUGACUCUUCAGAAUGCAAGGUAACAGAAAAAGUGGAAGCCUUAGACGAAGAAGACCAGCUGUUUGAAACUGGAGGCCCGAGACAGAGCGAACAUGUAGAAAUAUGUCAAAUGUUUUGGACUAAGAGUAUACUCUUAAAACCAAUAAUACCAUUUGACGAAGAAACCGAAUUUAAACUGAAUGAGAAUCAUAAGUAUUUAAACAUAAAUAUUUGGGCUACCGUACCUGGAGAGAAGGAUGAAAUAUUGCUAGGUUAUUUAAAUAUACCUUUAGCAGCUCUUUUAGCUGAAUGCCAAGAUUCAACUGUACCACAUCAUAUGAAAAGAUAUCAAUUUUUGCCACCUGAUGUUGAUAUUAAAUUUAGCAAAAGCCACAAACUAUCGUCGCACCCAGGCUUCGAGCCGUGCCUCUGCUUCGGCGACGCGCUGGUGUGGUGGGAGUGGGAGGGCGCGGGCAGCAGCCGCUCGACCAGUCGACCCUCCAAGGAGCCCUCGGCCCUUAAACCUCCCAAACCCACCCGCGCCGCGCAUGACUUCGUCCGGACGCAUUUCCACAGGUCUACGCAGUGCGACUUCUGUAAUAAAAAGAUUUGGCUGAAAGACGCAAUGCAAUGUCGGAACUGCGGCCUCUGCUGUCAUAAAAAGUGUGUAGCCAAGUGCCAAGAGUCCUCAGCCUGUAUCCCUAAACAGGACCAAGAUACAUCCGGACUGAAUUGUCCUCCACCUGAGCUAAUAAUGACGGAAGCUGACGCCGUCGACCCUGACUCCGAAGACGAGCCUGAGAGAAAAGACUCUUUGGAUGUGCAUGAGGAAGGCGGUGGAACGAUGAGCGCGCUAGUAGCAGGGCUCCGGCGCGCCGGGUCCGCCCACUCUCUCUCGGCGCCGAAAACCUGCGCCUCCUCGCGCUCCCUGCCGCCCUCACCCAGCCACACACCCAGUUCUUCUAACGCAAAGGAAGCAGUCUCUCGAGCCAGUGGGCAACCCGUUCGGCGGCUGCGGCGCGACGUGGCUGCAGAGGGGCGACGUGAGCGCCUUGUUGCAGCCGGCGCUGAGGAGCGCACUCCCACCGGACGCGCUGCUAGCGGCCGCGCGAGACUGCGCCCCUGAGCUGGCGGCCAGGCUCACAGCGCAACAGAUACACGAGAUGCUCCAAGCGGUCCGCGAGGAGCUAUCAGCGGAUGAUGCGGGCGCGGGGGGUGAGGAAGAGGGAGAGAGUCGAGCAUGCGCACUCACCGCCCUCAUGCUGCACUGCUGCGCGGCCGCACAGAUGGCGCAGCAACGCGCUGACGCCGCGCCCACUUGAUGUUAUUAAAUUAUUAUUCAUUGUCA